GUCAGUUAUUAUUCUAUGGCUGUCCGUCAACGUCAAGUAGCUGUCAAAUUCCGAUUCAAAUCAAUACGACACUGCACCAAUUAAAUUUGCACUUUCUUGCGCUGAAUUACCUCCAAAUUUCUAGUCUUGCUCACAAAUGUACUUACACUGCCGUAUUUUUGUCUGCAGUUCGCAAUUUAAGUGAACAAUAGUGCACUCAGCCUAAUAAUGUAGGUUCGUACUACCGCAACGCUUGAGCGGUUGUUUAGGGCGGAAAUGUCUGUUUUACUACAGUUUUUGUACUGAAACGAGUGGAAAUGGACCUGUCCCCCGACGAGGAGCACUUCCAGGGCCGCCUUCUGCACCAGGCGGCGCUGUGGGACAACCUGGAGCUGCUGCAGGAGUUGCUGUCGAACGGCGCGGAGGUGGACGCGCGCGACGGCAGCGCCCGCAGCGCCCUGCACGCCGCCGCGCUCGCUGAGCGCAGCCGCUGCCUAGACGCGCUCUGCGCCGCCGGUGCCGACAUCGACGCGCGCUGUGACGACAGCGCCGGAGGGAAGACGGCGCUGCACAUCGCGGCGGAGCGCGGGCACGUAGAGAACGUGCGCGUGCUGGUGCGCGCAGGCGCGGCGCUGCACGCGCUCGACGCGGCCGGACACACCGCGCUCGCGCUCGCCGAGCGGAACCACCACCGGCACGCCGCGCAUGCGCUCAGGGAGGCAAGAGAUGCGCUGGAGCGCGAGCGGUUGUCGCAGCACGCGCAGCUGCGCGACAUGGUGGUGCGCGGCGAGUGGGCGGCGCUGAAGGCGCGGCUGGCGGCGCUCGGCAGCGAGGCCGGCCUCAUCGCCAACCUCACGCCCGGCGGCGCCAACACGCUCCUAUACGUCGCGGCGGAGUCGGGUGCGACGGCGGCGGUGAGCGCGCUGCUGGAGGCGGGCGCGGACGGGCGCGCGCACCCCGUCACCAAGUACAGCCCGCUCUACGUCGCCUGCUACCACGGCCGCGGCGACAUCGCGCGCCUGCUGCUCGCACACUUCCCGCGCGCCGUGCAGCAAGAGACGGUGGAGAAGUGGCUGCCGCUGCACGCGGCGUGCAUCGGCGGACACGCGGCCGUGGUCACGCUGCUGCUCGAGUACCCCUACCCGCCGGAAGUGCUCAACACUUACACUGACGCGAGCGGUCGGUGGCAGUACCGGUGCGCGUUCGACGUGAACGCCCGCGACGCGCGCGGCCAGACGGCGCUGUACGUGGCGAGCACGCUCGGCAACGUGCCCGUGCUCUCCGCCCUGCUCGCGCACACCGUCGCCUGCGAGCGCGUGCACCAGAGCGAGGACGAGCAGUCGCCGUCGUCCCCCGCCGCCGCCAGUCCCGCCGCCGCGCCGGCGCAGGGCCCUGACGCGGUGGUCAGCCCGCAGCGUGGCGGCAUCUCGCUUGGCAUACACGCCAUCGUCAGCAAGCUCACUGGCGCCGGCAACAACAACGCCAUUGAGCAGGCGCGCGACUCGUGCCGGCGGCUGCGGCCGGUGCGCGUGGACGCGGUGAGCGCGGGCGAUAGCUGCGUGGCGGCGGCGGCACGCGGCGGACACCUGGUGGCGCUGCAGCGACUGCUGGCCGCCGGGGCGCCCGCCGACGCACCCGCCGCCGCGCCCGAGGACGUGGCGGAAGGUCCGCGCGAGAGCCGGCGCUCGCGCAGCGCGUCGUGUGCGAGCUCGCGCGCGUCUCCCUCGCCCUCGCCGUCGCCCGCGCGUUCCUCCUACAACAACGACAGGGAGGGCGGCUGGACGGCGCUGUGGGCGGCGACGCGGGCGCGACACGUGCUGGUGGCGGAGGCGCUGCUGUCGCACGGCGCCACCGACCCGCAGUGCCGCGCGCUGCGUGAGGCCGCCAGGCACGGACUGCUGGACCUCAUGGCCAAGCUGCUCGCCACCAAGGCGUACCCCGACCCGGAGCACAAGCUGAACAAGUCGGCGGUGUCGGAGACGGUGUUCCGCUGGCGCGACGCGGACCCGCAGCUCACCUACAGCGCGCUCUGUCCCACGCAGCCCGUCAUCGUCGGCUGGCGCGAGCUGCGCUGCCAGCUCAACCAUCUGCGCAUGUCGUGGGUGCGCUGCGCGGCGCUGCGCGUGAACCCGCGGCUCGGCAGCUCGGCGGCGGCGCUGCACGCCGUCACGCGCAUCGACGUCUCCAACAACGAGCUGCGCCUGCUGCCGCCCGAGCUGUUCUCGCUCAUCAGCCUCAGGUACCUGAACGCGGCCCAGAACAAGCUGGAGCGCCUGCCGAGUACGGAGGACCCGCUGGAGGAGGAGGGCGAGGCGCGAGGGAGACGCUCGCGGCGCCGCGCCCGCCGCGCCGACAUCUACACCGCGCCCGUGCUGCACGAGCUCUACCUGCAGGACAACCGCCUGGAGGAGAUCCCGCCGGCGCUGCUGUCGCUGCCGAUGCUGAGCACGCUGGACGUGUCCAACAACAAGCUGCGCGCGCUGCCGCCGCAACUGUGGAGUGCGCCCGCGCUCCGGGACCUCAACGUGGCGCUCAACCAUCUCCGGGACCUGCCCGCCGGGCCAGAGAACGACUCGGAGGGCUGGUCCGCCGGCCAGCAAGCGUCGACCCCAUCGGACACAUCCCCGCAGCAGAGCGCCUCGCCCUCCAGUGGCGCCGCGCCAUUCAACUUCGGCAACCAGUCCAAAUCGUCGUCGCGCAGUCCGUCGAUCGAGCGCAGCGAGUCGGAGUCGCUGGACGAGGAGGACGGCGUGCCCACGCUCAGCAACCGCGCCGGGAACGCAGUGUGGUGCGAGGCGCGGCGGGCGCACCCGUGGCGCGGCGCGGUGGUGGCGGUGGCGCCGGGCGCGUGGGCCGGCGGGGGCGCGGGCGGCGGGGCGCGGCGCGGCGGCUCGCCGCUCACGUCGCUCAACCUGUCGCACAACCAGUUCGUGUGCGUGCCCGCCGUGCUGGCGUGCCGCGCGCCCUCGCUCGCCAGGCUCAACAUGGCGUACAACUCGCUCAGGACGAUGUCGUACGUGACGUCAUACCCGACGAGUCUGCGGCAGCUCGACCUCAGUCACAACGAGAUCACGUGCUGGCCCAGUCUGCCGCAGUUGGAGAACUUCGGUUCGGCGGAGGGCGACCCGCUGGCGUGCUUCUGUCCCCCGGCGGCGGGCGCGGCGGGCGCGGCGGGCGCGGCGGGGGCGGCGGGCCCGGCGGCGGAGAGCGCGGCGCUGCGCCCGCGGCCGCGCUCGGGCGGCUCGGUGCGCUCGCAGCUGCUGCACGCGGCGUGCCCCGCGCGGAGACACCUGCGGCUCGAGGGGCUGAGGACCUUGAUCCUCGCGAACAACCUGCUGACCCGCAUCCAGCUGACGACGGACGACGACGGGUACGCGAGCGCGGCGCACGACGACUCCGCCGCCGCCGACGACGACGACUGGGGCUCCGGGUCGAGCCUGAAGACGCGGCUGCUGUUCCCGCUAUUGUCGAUGCUGGACGUGUCGUGCAACUUGUUGCGCGCCGUGCCGCCCGCCAUCCACGAGCUCGCCAACCUCUCCGUGCUCAACCUCAGCGGCAACAAGGACAUCACGGAGCUGCCGCCGCAGAUGGGCCUGCUGUCGCGGCUGUGGAACCUGAACACGGCGGGGUGCUCGCUGGCGGAGCCGCUGCGCUCGAUGGUGCGCUGCGGCCGCUACAAGAGCAUGGACAUCGUCGGCUACCUCAAGUCCGUGCUGCAGGAGGCGCGCCCCUACACCUCCAUGAAGCUCAUGCUCGUGGGGCAGCAGGGUAUUGGCAAGACGAGCCUCCUUGAGUGUCUGCGGCAGGAGUCCUCCAUACAACACAGGAGGAAACCCACCGAGCACUGGGCGAAGCGCAUGGGCAACAAGUCGACGUCGCGCGGCAACAUGUCCACGGUGGGCGUCGACAUCGGCGUGUGGACCUACGAGAAGCAACGCAGCACGCGCGGGCCCGUCACCUUCCGCUCCUGGGACUUCGGCGGCCAGCAGGAGUACUACGCGACGCACCAGUACUUCCUGUCGCGGCGCUCGCUGUACCUGGCGGUGUGGCGCGUCACGGACGGACGCCGCGGACUCGCCGGCGCGCUCACCUGGCUCAGAUCCAUUCAAGCGCGCGCCCCCGGCUCGCCCGUCAUCAUGGUCGCCACUCACUACGACCAGGUGCCCAACGUGAACCUGCCGGAGAGCGAGAGCCCGGAGGCGCUGCAGCGACUGAUCCGCUCGUCUAUCAUGGGUGCCGCGGAUGCUGAUAAGCUCGGCCUGCCGCGCGUGCUCGACUCCGUAGAGGUGUCGUGCAGCACGCGUCACAACAUCCGGCUGCUCGCGGACAUAAUCUACUCGGUCGCAUUCAGCGUGAAGCCGCCAGGCAGCAAGGAGCCGUGGCUGGAGCAGCGCGUGCCGGCGACGUACCUCGCGCUGGAGGAGUGCGUCAGCGCGCUCGCCGCCGACCUGCGCGAGCCCGUGCUGCGACACGACGACUACAAGCGGCUGGUGACGCAGUACAUGCAGCAAAAAAACCACAGGAUGUUCCGGGACGCGGCCGAGCUGCACCAGGCCACCAUGUUCCUGCACGAGAAUGGCGUGCUGCUACACUACGACGACGCGACGCUGAAGCAGCUGUACUUCCUGCGGCCGCAGUGGCUGUGUGACGUGCUCGCACACGUAGUCACGGUGCGCGAGAUCAACCCGUUUGCUAACAACGGUAUAAUGAAGGUGGAGGACCUGGCGCACGUGUUCAAGGCGUCUCCGCUGCUGGCGCGCGGCGAGGAGGCGAGCUCGCUCGGCGUGUCGCUGCUGAACAAGUUCGAGUUGGCGCUGUGCUGGGACGCGCGAGUGCUGCUGGUGCCGCCGCUGCUGCCCGCCACCGAACCUGCGCAGCCGCAACUGUCCCUGCGCUCGCGCUCGUGGUGCCAGGCCCGCGGCACGCCGCACCGCGCCUGGCCCUCCGCGCUGCACCACCUCGCCGCGCUGCCAGAGCCGCGACAAACCGACUCGCCCACGCUCAUACAGGAGUGCGGCGGCGUGCAGGUGUGCGGGCGGUCGGCGGGCGGCGGGCGCGGCGCGCUGCGGCGGCUGGUGGUGCUGUCGUACGUGCCGUGCGGGUUCUGGGCGCGGCUGUGCACGCGGCUGCUGGCCGACACGGCGCUGCUGGCGGCGCCGCAGCGGCUGUACCGGCCGCCGCCCGAGGCCGAGGCGGACGAGAGCGUGUGCCGCGCGCUGGACGCGGGCUGGGGCUGGAAGCUGUGGCGGCGCGGGCUGGUGGCGUGCUGCGGCGCGCUCACCCUCGCCGCGCUGCGCGAACUGCCGCCGCGCGCCGACGCGCUGCUGCCCGCCGCCGACGACGACCCCGCCGACCACCCGUACGAGCGGAUACAGCUGCGUGUGCGACAGGAGGGCUCGUGGUGUGAGCUAGACGUGCUAGGCUCCGCGUGUGUCGAGAUUCUGCUGCCCGCGCAGGUAUGCGUCGUCAAGAGAGACGACGGAUUGCCCAUCGCCGGCUAUCAGAGCAUCAGCCUGGAGCCGAACCCAGAGGUUCUGGCGAAGGUGUUGGCGCUGCUGUCCGACCACGUGGACCUGCUGCUCGAAGAUUGGUACCCAUCACUUGGUACCCGGUUCGUGCACACGUCGGAGGGGCGGUGCCUGAUCACGCGUGUGGUGCCGUGCCCCGAGUGCAUGCGCGACGCGCAGCAGCAGCAGCAGCAGCAGCACGCCGACAACCACGAGGAGCGACUCGCGCAGGAGCUGAGGCGACUGGAGCUAGGUAAUGGCGAGGUCCGCAGGCUGCGUCUCUCAGAGGAGUCCAGGACCUCGGACGGGGACAGCGGGGUCGGCGCUGAAUCUAAUGCGUCGUCGCGGCUGGGCUCGGUGGAGCGCAUAGUGAACGAGGCGGCGGCGCCGAGCGUGGUGUACGGCUGGACCGUGGAGGAGUGCAUCCUCGCCGCCUGCACCUCGCGCCGCCUCGCCUGCGCCGCGCACGCCACCGUCGAGCUGCGCCACCUCGCGCCGGACCUCCUGCUACUGGACGUGGAGGAGAGUGCGCGUGCGCGGUGGGAAGACAUCACGCGCGGCGCGGUGGCGGGGCGCGGUGCGUUCGGCACCGUGUGGCGCGCCACGUGGCGGCCGCCCGGAGCUCGCGAGCCGCGCAGCGUGGCGCUGAAGGCGCUGCAGCCCGUGCCGCCGCCCGCCGGUGCAGACGCGGCCGCGCAGCAGGCGUACCGCGCGGCGCAGGCGCGGUGGGAGCGCGAGCCAGCUGCCGCCGCGUGCCGCGCCUACUGCGGCCUGCGGCAGGAACUGAGCAUCGUGAGCCAACUACGGCAUGCGCACGUGGUGCCGAUGCGAGGCGCAUGCGCGGCUCCUCUGGCGCUACUGCUGGAGCUGGCCCCGCGCGGGUCGCUGGAAGCGGCGCUGCGCCAGUACGCGGGCGUGGGCGCGCGGGUGGGCGUGCGAGCGGCGCGUGCGCUGCUGCUGCAGGUGGCGCGCGCGCUCGAAUACCUGCACGCUGCGCGCGUACUCUACAGGGACCUAAAGUCUGAGAACGUGUUGGUGUGGCGCAUGCCGCUGCCGGCGGAGGCGGCGGACGCGGAGCGCAGCACCGCCGCCAUCGACGUGCAUGUCAAGCUCGGCGACUACGGUAUCAGCAGGCUGGCGCCGCCGUCCGGCACCAAGGGGUUCGGCGGCACCGAGGGGUUCAUGGCGCCGGAGAUCAUGCGCUACAACGGCGAGGAAGAGUAUAACGAAAAGGUGGACUGCUUCUCGUAUGGAAUGCUGAUCUACGAGAUCAUCACCACGCGGCAACCAUUCGAGGGACACGAGGCGGUCAAGGAAGCCAUCUUGGAGGGAGCGAGACCGACGCUGACGCCAAGGGACCUGGAGUACCCGUGCUGCAUGCUGGAGACGAUGCGGCGCUGCUGGUCGGGCUCGGCGGAGCUGCGUCCGUCGGCGGCGGCGCUGGUGUCGCUGGCGGGCGCGCCCGAGUGCGCGGCGCUGUGUGACGCGGCGGGAGCGCGCCCGAGCCGCGCCGCCGCCGCCGCGCCGCUGCUGCUGCCCGACAAGGGGCUCGGCGCCGAGCUCUGGUACGGCGGCGGCGAGCCCGAGCGCCUGCACACGCUGCAGGCCACGCACAGCGCCUUCACCAACCACCACACCGUGCGGAUACCGCCGGACAAAGCGGAGCCGGUGCUGGUGACCGCCAUCUGCAGAGUGGGCAACAAGAUGUGGGUCGGAGACUCCGCGGGGAGGCUGCUGGUCUAUUCCAUAUCGUCGUGCGCGCUGUCGUGGAGCGUGCGCGUGCAGGAGGUGGUGGGGGGCGCGCCGAGCGGCGUGGCGGCGCUGCAGCCGCUGCAGCCGCUGCAGAGGGUCGCACUGGCGCUCGCUUGCGGACGGUUGUUCCUGGUGACGUCGUCGCGGCCGGAGGCUGAGGGCAGCUUCGUGCUGACGGAGCUGGGCGCCGCGCAGGAGCUGUGCUGCCUCACCGCCGUGCCGACGCCGCACGGGUUCGAGGUGUGGGCGGGCGGCGACGGGCUGUACGCGUACUCGCUGACGGCGGCGGGCGUGUGCGGCGCGGACGCGCUCGCAGUGGCGCCGCGCGUGGCGCUGCUCGCCGCCGCCGACACCGAGCCGCACGUCUUCCUCUACUGCGACCCCGGUGUGUGCGUGUACCAGUACUCUGUGCGCACGCGCACUCAGACGGCGCGGCUCGACUGCAGCAAGCUGGUGCCCUGCUCCGAGAGUUUACAGUCCAUCGCCAUCGAGGAGCACCUCAACGAAGUGCUGUGUCGAGUGACGGCGCUGUGCACGCUGCACGGCGCGGUGUACGCGGGCACGGCGUGGGGUUGCGUGAUAGUUGCCGACGCCGCCACGCUGCGACCGCUCACCGUCUUCAGGCCUUACGAGGAGGACGUGCGGGCGAUAGUGGCGCUAUCGCCGCUAAAGGGUUCCGAUGCGGUGCCCAUGAUCGCGACCUUCGGCACCGGAUACCGCCCACUACUGCAGAGAUAUGCGCCCGCGCAGAACAAUUCAAACACAACGCAAUACAGCGGGCCGCACUGCCUGCUAUGGCGUGCUCAGCGAUGGCUCCCAGACUAAAUGUGCUCUAUACAGAGCGGGACAGACAUAUAGCGUCGGCAGUGGAGUGAGAGAGACAGAUGUAUUUGAUCGUUCUACAUCUGACAUGAGAUUGGAAAAUGUAACAUCAAAUCAAAGUCAUUUAUGUGUUUGGCUGUGCUGAUUAAG
Manduca sexta (tobacco hornworm) is the source of this 8210-nucleotide messenger RNA. It is a transcript of the gene Lrrk, whose product is annotated as leucine-rich repeat serine/threonine-protein kinase 1. Lineage: Eukaryota; Metazoa; Arthropoda; Insecta; Lepidoptera; Sphingidae. Gene Ontology annotation, biological process: protein phosphorylation. Gene Ontology annotation, molecular function: protein binding; ATP binding; protein kinase activity. The coding region runs from base 297 to 8063 and encodes 2588 amino acids. The record is from RefSeq and is a predicted model, not a curated record. The transcript is spliced from 52 exons.